AUGGCCUCUCUAGCAGAGGGAGCCCAACCUUCACCCCCUCCCCCUCUCAGAGCCCAACCUUCACCCCCUCCCCCUCUCAGAGCCCAAACCUUCACCCCCUCCCCUCCUCAGAGCCCAACCUUCACCCCCUCCCCCUCUCAGAGCCCAACCUUCACCCCCUCCCCCUCUCAGAAGCCCAACCUUCACCCUCCACUCUCAGAGCCCAACCUUCACUCCACCUCUCAGAGCCCAACCUUCACCCCCUCCCCCCUCUCAAAGCCCAACCUUCACCUUCCCCCUCUCAGAGCCCAACCUUCACCCCCUCCCCCUCUCAGAGCCCAACCUUCACCCUCCACCUCUCAGAGCCCAACCUUCACCCUCCAUCUCUCAGAGCCCAACCUUCACCCUCCACCUCUCAGAGCCCAACCUUCAUCCCCCUCACCUCUCAGAGCCCAACCUUCACCCCUGCCACACAGAGACUGCUAUCUCCCUGUUAUCUCCUCCUCCUCUGAAAGCUCCCCAGACUUCACAUCUUUACCCGCCUUUGUGUGCGUCUCUUCGCCCUGA
This is a messenger RNA of Oncorhynchus kisutch (coho salmon), 546 nucleotides long. Its product is annotated as proline-rich receptor-like protein kinase PERK2. The transcript has 2 exons. The record is from RefSeq and is a predicted model, not a curated record. Lineage: Eukaryota; Metazoa; Chordata; Actinopteri; Salmoniformes; Salmonidae. The coding region runs from base 1 to 546 and encodes 181 amino acids.